UCGAAAAAAAGUAGCCCGUGUUGUUUGGUAGGAGGGGUCGACAGCAGCCUUGCAUUUCUUGGGGAAACAAGAAACGGCUUUAACACCGAGUCACUGCUGCUUCUUCACGGCGCCUCAGGUUCUCUUCAGAGCGACAACAUGGAGCACGCUGGCCUGACAGAGCUGAUCUUCCCAACGGCGUCGAGGAGCAGCUUAUGAGGGGUGGGCGUUUUAGCUACCUGUGAGGAGAACGACAACUGAAAUUGUAACGGGAUAAAACUUUUUUCGCUAAUUUUGGACGUUUCUGUCUUUUCUGUGAGGAAACGAGCAACAGGUUUCUAACAAAAAGCUGUCAAACAUUUACCUCAGAAUGCUUCGCCGAUCCGCCGCGCGCGCUUUCUGAGCUUUUUGGGCUUUUUGAGCUUUUUGAGCUGUGUGAUGAUAAAGUAACCGCCGUUAUUACUUUCACUGGGCUGCUUUACGGAGGAGGAGAAGGGAACAAACAAAGAUGAGAACUGGCAGAUUUUUCCUUUUUUCGCUCGUUUUCUUGGCGGGGCACUUUAUCUUGGCCUGCGCUCAGGUGAAGGACUCGAGCCAAAGAGCCGAGGCUGAGCGGGACAGGUUCAUCCAGCGCAGCGCCAACAUGUCUGCGCCUCGACGGCCGCGGCUUCUGCCGCCCAUGUGCACGGGCCCCACGGAGAUCAGAGACACCUUCAAGUACAUCAACACGGUGGUCUCAUGCCUGGUGUUCGUGGUGGGCAUCAUCGGCAACUCCACCCUGCUUAGGAUCAUAUACAAAAAUAAGUGCAUGCGUAACGGGCCCAACAUCCUCAUCGCCAGUCUGGCUUUGGGGGACCUGCUGCACAUCGUCAUAGAUAUUCCCAUCAACGUGUACAAGCUUCUGGCUGAAGACUGGCCUUUUGGCGUUGGACUCUGUAAACUGGUACCUUUUGUUCAGAAGGCAUCAGUUGGCAUCACAGUGUUGAGUUUAUGUGCCUUAAGCAUAGACAGGUACCGCGCAGUAGCAUCCUGGAACCGCAUUAAAGGUAUUGGAGUGCCUAAGUGGACAGCCAUCGAGAUCACUCUGAUAUGGUUUCUCUCCAUUGUCCUGGCAGUGCCAGAGGCCAUUGCCUUUGAUAUGAUUGCUAUGGACUACAAAGGAGAGCACCUCAGGAUCUGUCUGCUGCAUCCAAUGCAAAAGAGCCAGUUCAUGCAGUUUUAUAAGUCAGCAAAAGACUGGUGGCUGUUCAGCUUUUACUUCUGUAUGCCGCUGGCCUGCACAGCCAUCUUCUACACCCUCAUGACUUGUGAAAUGCUGAGAAAGAAGAAUGGCGUCCAGAUUGCUCUGAAUGACCAUCUGAAACAGCGACGUGAGGUGGCCAAGACGGUGUUCUGUCUGGUAUUGGUCUUUGCCCUCUGCUGGUUGCCUCUGCACCUGAGCCGUAUCCUCAAACUGACCAUUUAUAAUGAGGAAGACCCCAACCGCUGUGAACUUCUGAGCUUCUUCCUUGUCCUCGACUACAUUGGGAUCAACAUGGCAUCAGUGAACUCAUGCAUCAACCCAAUUGCUUUAUACAUGGUCAGCAAGCGCUUCAAGAGCUGCUUCAGGUCUUGCCUGUGUUGCUGGUGCCUGCCUCCCGAGAUGCUAGCCAUGGACGACAAGCAGUCCUGCAUGAAGCUGAAAACGACGGAUCGAGGAUCAGAACAAAGCAACAGUCGAAUCUCUAACAAGUACACGUCCACUUAACUACUGGGCUGGGAACACUAGUUUUGUGAAACUAGCUUUAAACAGAAAUUUCCCAAACCCAGAUUGGGCCCAAGCCUAGACUAAAGAGAUCUUCAAUGAGGAUUCAUUAUUCGCAUUGCAGCUUAGUCCAAGACCAGGCUUAAUCCGUGACUGGAAAACUAGCCCUAACUUAGAAUUAUUUCAGGGUCUGGUCUGGCAUGAUACAGUACAUAAUUUGAGACAUUAUUGGGGUCUUUGUCGCAACUACUGGGCCACAAAAGAAGCUGGGUUCUCUAUACCUAGAUGGACACAACAGUAUUUGUUAGCAAUGGCUCAAAAUUCCCAUUCAUGGGAAUCGUGUGUCCUUCAACAUUCAUUGUGCAUUGUCAUCUGAAUGGAUCUAUGGGUCCUAGGGGUAUAAAAAUACAUCUGAAGGUGAUGAUUCAACUGCAUCUAUGGUUUAAUCAGAGACAGACUCUAAUAAUAUUCAAGUAUGCACUCGUUUUCUUUCAAAGGUAAAAAAUCCCAUCAUAGUAUAUUGUUUUUAUUGCUUAUUUUUCACUACGUAAAUAGUUUCUCCAGUUACAUUUAUGUAUUCUGUGUUUUUAAAAAAAUCCAAAUUGUACUGUAAUUGUAUAAAAUCGAAUUAUGGUGAAAUUUGAGAUUUAUGAUGCGUUGAAUCGUUUCCUAAAAAAUCGAACUGAAUUCUUGUGAGGUCAAAGAUUUACACCCUUUUGGUUCCAGUAUAGACUUGGUGGCCAAGUAUGUAGUUUUCCUUUUGGCUUGCUUGGUGGAAUUCUUUUCCACUAGACAGAUCUAGUGAGAUGCUAGACCAUUUCUUUGUGCGUUGAAAGUUAUAAAUGAAUGCUAGCAUGUAUUACGCUUUGUAGUCUAUAUAAAGGCCAAAGAAAGAUUACUCAAAUGUACUGAUGUAAUUAUGUUAAACGUUCAACCGCACUUAAAGGCCUGGAACUACAAUGCCUGCUUUGUUCUGAAAUUGCUUAUCCAGAGACGACAUCUCUGUUGGAUAUUCCAAAGGUUUAGAGACAAUGGCCCUAUUUCUUCAGCUCCUUUAUCGCUACAUAACUAUAUUUACUGAGUUAGAAGAUUUCCCAGAACAUGACAGUUUCACUGAAGGGGGCUGAAUGUUGAACUGCAAAUUACAGAUGCUUGUAAAAUGUGUGCCAUGUGGAUUUUGAGGACUGUGGAAACUAUUGUUUCAAAACUGAUAUGACCCUUUCGAAUGGGUCAGAAGAGAGUGUGUGAUAUGUUCUGUCCUUCCAGUAAUGGAACUGCCUGCAGUACGGAAUAAUAUACAUUUUCCAAUGCAUUAAAAGCUCUUGUUUUAAUGUUUAAUCAAAUUAUGCUUAUUUGUGUGUCAUAAGGUCAUUAUAUUAGUUUGAAUGGAAAUACUUAAAACAUAUAAAAAUGCAGAAAUUCAUCUCACUGUUAUGUAAUAGUCAAAGCUGUAGGCUGGUAGGACCAAGAGCUUAUGAUAGUUGUGCCUUUUAUCUGCUUUGUAUCACAGUAUUAGUGGCUGACUCUGCUUCCUUCUUUAAUGCAGGGAUUUUCCAGAUGGUACCAUGUGUGCCUUGUCUAUAUUUUGAUAGCUUAGAGUUACUAAGAUAUGCCAUUACAUGCUGGCAAUAACUUUAUGAUCUGUGUGGUCGUAUGAUUUGUUAUAUAUCUUGAUAUUAGUAAUUGAAAGUCUUCAAUGUUACUCAAUUGAACUGUGAUUGUAACUCUUAUCUGUUGAAGGUCUUAGAGUUGAUGUACAUGUCAUACAUCAUCUAAAAACAAGCUGUUUUGUAUUUA
Messenger RNA from Colossoma macropomum (tambaqui), 3520 nucleotides. It is a transcript of the gene ednrba, whose product is annotated as endothelin receptor Ba. The record is from RefSeq and is a predicted model, not a curated record. Bases 488 to 1726 code for a protein of 412 amino acids. Gene Ontology annotation, biological process: regulation of blood pressure; vasoconstriction; G protein-coupled receptor signaling pathway. NCBI's taxonomy places the organism in Eukaryota, Metazoa, Chordata, Actinopteri, Characiformes, Serrasalmidae. Gene Ontology annotation, molecular function: endothelin receptor activity. Gene Ontology annotation, cellular component: membrane. The transcript is spliced from 7 exons.